This is a messenger RNA of Rhizophagus irregularis DAOM 181602=DAOM 197198, 1826 nucleotides long. RefSeq lists its product as uncharacterized. Gene Ontology annotation, biological process: tricarboxylic acid cycle. NCBI's taxonomy places the organism in Eukaryota, Fungi, Glomeromycota, Glomeromycetes, Glomerales, Glomeraceae. Gene Ontology annotation, cellular component: cytoplasm. The record is from RefSeq and is a predicted model, not a curated record.
UUAUCUGUUAUCUCUCAUGAAAUUAUAAAAGCUUUUUUAUUUUUUUUAACAUUCGAGUUUUUUUAGUCGUUUGAUCAAACUCUUAUUGUGAAAUAUUAUGGCCAAAGGAGAUGAGCCAGAGUCGAGUAAAAAAGCUAAUAAUUCUGAAAUUAUCUUAACUGAUAAGUCUUCCGGCACUACUUGGUCUUUACCUUCUCCAGUAAAAGCUGGGGGUAAAAUUCCGUCACAACCAACAGCUGUGAUAGUUCUACCAAGAAGUUCAAAUACUCAAUCUCUUACGGUUUUAGAUAAUCGUACCAAUAAGCUUUACGAAAUUCCAAUCGAGAACAAUACUGUAUCUGCACUUAAGUUUAAAGAAAUUACUGCAGAUCCUGUUCCUGGAUCUCGUGAAGAGGAUGAGAGCGGUAAAGGAUUGAGAGUAUAUGAUCCAGCAUUUCAAAAUACUGCGGUUGCGCAAUCGAAAAUCACUUACAUCAAUGGCGAUACUGGCGUUCUAAGAUAUCGAGGUUAUCCCAUUGAACAACUUGCUGAGAAAUCUACAUACAUUGAAGUUGCUUAUCUUUUGAUUUACGGUGAACUUCCAUCAAAACAACAGUAUCAUAACUUUUUUAAUGAGGUUAUGCAUCAUACAUUUGUACAUUUUAAUGUUGCUGAAUUAAUGCGUAACUUCAAUUAUGAUGCACACCCAAUGGGAUUAUUUAUUAGUGGUGUUGCUGCUAUGAGUACUUUUCAUCCUGAUGCUAAUCCGGCCUUAGCUGGAUCUGAUUUGUUUAUCCGUGAUGAAAAAGUUCGAAAUAAACAAAUUUUCAGAUUAUUAGGAAAAACACCAACCUUGGCAGCUAUGGCAUAUCGUCAUCGUAUUGGACGUGUGUACAAUGUUCCACAGAAUAAUCUUUCUUAUACAGAGAAUUUCUUGUAUAUGCUUGAUCGAUUGUCCGAAGAAAAUUAUAAACCAAAUCCAAAAUUAGCCAAAGCUCUUGAUGUUUUAUUUAUUCUUCAUGCUGAUCACGAGUUGAAUUGUUCAACAGCAGCAAUGCGUCAUAUAGGUUCUUCUUUGGUUGAUCCAUACAGUGCAGUUGCUGGUGCUUCAGCUGCUUUAUAUGGUCCACUUCACGGAGGAGCUAACGAAGCAGUGUUGAGAAUGUUGGAAGAAAUUGGAUCAGCUGAUAAAGUUCCUGGAUUUUUAGAAGAAGUAAAACAAAGGAAAAGAAAACUAUUUGGUUUUGGCCAUAGAGUAUACAAGAAUUAUGAUCCUCGUGCAAAGAUUAUUAGAAAUAUUGCUUAUGAGGUGUUUGAUGUUUGUGGACGUGAAUCACUUAUAGACGUUGCAGUUGUAUUGGAGAAAGCUGCACUAGAAGAUGAAUAUUUUGUAAAAAGAAAACUAUAUCCAAACGUAGACUUUUAUUCUGGAUUAAUUUAUAAAGCAAUGGGAUUCCCAACAGAUAUGUUCCCAGUUUUAUUUGCAAUUCCACGUAUUGCAGGGUGGUUAGCUCAUUGGAAAGAAUCAUUAGAAAGUAAGGAUGCAAAAAUUUGGCGUCCAAGACAAGUUUAUGUUGGACCAAAUGUUAGAUCUUAUAUUCCAUUAGAACUUCGUGAAGAAGAAACAAAUUAUGAUGUCACUAACUUUACAGAUCCAUUUACUAAAACGUUUAGUAAAAGAAGUUUAGUGGCUGAUUUUGAUAACAAAAAAACAGUAUCAAAAUUAUAAGUUAUAAUUUAAAAUGUUUUGUUAAGUUGGUAUUAUUUUAUGGUUUGUAUAGAUAAAACGAUAGUAAUUUAUUAUUAUGUAGUUAUAUAUAUUAUUUUUUUUUAUUAUAAAUAAAAAA